Messenger RNA from Ooceraea biroi (clonal raider ant), 978 nucleotides. RefSeq names its product Actin-related protein 2/3 complex, subunit 4 (gene Arpc4). The record is from RefSeq and is a predicted model, not a curated record. Gene Ontology annotation, molecular function: actin filament binding. Lineage: Eukaryota; Metazoa; Arthropoda; Insecta; Hymenoptera; Formicidae. Gene Ontology annotation, cellular component: actin cytoskeleton; Arp2/3 protein complex. Gene Ontology annotation, biological process: actin filament polymerization; Arp2/3 complex-mediated actin nucleation.
UGUAAUCGAGUCAUCCUGAACGAAUUGGCUGUUAUCGAAUCAUAGCAUCAAUGUAACAAGGCUCUCUCGUCCAAAAUAUUCUUUCGCGUUUCUUAAUACGGAACGAAUGAGGCAGUGGAAAGCUUGAUAGGUUUUCGAGAGUAAAUUAACCAACACACGGAUACGAAUGUUACAUCGAAUUCCGUGAAUUAUCCUUCGGAAACAUGUCGGGAACAUUGAAACCUUAUUUGACAGCAGUCCGGCGUACACUUACCGCUGCUAUGUGUUUGGAGAACUUUUCCUCUCAAAUCGUCGAGAAGCACAAUAAGCCCGAAGUGGAAGUAAGAGCCAGCAAAGAACUACUUUUAACGCCCAUUUUGAUAAGCAGAAACGAUAAGGAAAAAGUUUUAAUUGAAUCCAGUAUAAAUAGUAUGAGGAUAAGUAUCGCCGUCAAACAAGCUGAUGAUUUGGAAAAGAUCCUUUGUCACAAUUUUACGAGAUUCAUGACAAUGAGAGCUGAACAUUUCAUGAUUCUCAGAAGGAAACCAGUAGAAGGUUAUGACAUAAGCUUCUUAAUCACCAAUAUCCACGUUGAGCAAAUGUACAAACAUAAGAUAGUAGAUUUCGUUAUUCACUUUAUGGAAGAAAUUGAUAGAGAGAUCAGUGAGAUGAAAUUAUCGGUUAAUGCGAGGGCACGCAUAUGCGCAGAAGAAUUCCUGAAAAGGUUUUAGUCCAUUUAUAAUCGAGUCAUUUAGCAACACUGCUAAAUGUGAUGAUAUACAAUACCAUGGAACAACUGGUGGAAUCAGGAUAUAUAUGCGGCAUGCAGACAUAUUAUCUUUUGGUGUCAUCAUACAGUUUUUAAUAAGAACUUUAACAAAAAGAAAGGAAAGAUACGAGAGAUUUCCUAACUACAGUUUGCAACAACGCGAUAUGUGUUGUUAAUCACGUAUUAUUUAUACUUUCAUGUUAAGAAAAUACAUAAAGUUUCUAUAUGAA